CAGUGUGUGUGCUGGUCCUGCCUGCCAGAGAGGGGAGUCGAGAGCUCUGCUGGGAACUACAUGGUGCUCAAUUUUUCAAGAUGUCGUCGCUGGAACAGAGGCUGUCGCGAAUCGAGGAGAAACUAAAGCAGGAAAAUGAAGAAGCUCGCCGGAGAAUCGACCUCAACAUCGACAUGAGUCCGCAGCGAUCACGUCCGAGGCCGAUCAUCGUGAUCCAGCUCAGUCCUGCUCCAGCCCCUUCCCAGCGUGCAGCACUCCAGCUGCCACUGGCCAACGAUGGAGGCAGCCGUUCAUCGUCUUCAGAGAGCUCGCCUCAGCACCACCCUUAUCCCAGCCGCCCGCGUCACAUGCUCACCCUGCCCACACCUCCGUACGGCCUACAGAAGAGCCUAGAGAAUGCAGAGAUCGACCAGAAAUUGCAGGAGAUCAUGAAACAGACGGGUUAUCUGAAGAUCGACGGUCAGCGGUAUCCAGCGGAGGUGACAGACCUGAUCAGUGAGGGGGAGAUCGGCAGCGGCACAUGUGGACAGGUCUUCAAAGUGCGAUUCAAGAAGACCGACCAUGUCAUUGCUGUCAAACAAAUGCGUCGUACAGGAAACAAGGAUGAGAACAAGAGGAUCCUGAUGGACCUGGAUGUGGUGUUGAAGAGUCAUGACUGUCCUUACAUAAUCCAGUGCUAUGGCGCUAUAGUUACCAACACGGAUGUUUUCAUUGCCAUGGAGCUGAUGGGAACGUGUGCUGAGAAGCUGAAAAAGAGAAUCCAGGGCCCCAUCCCAGAGCGAAUCCUUGGAAAGAUGACCGUUGCAAUAGUGAAGGCAUUGCUGUACCUGAAAGAAAGACAUGGUGUCAUCCACCGGGACGUCAAACCCUCCAACAUCCUCCUGGACGCUAAAGGUCAGAUCAAACUGUGCGACUUCGGGAUCAGCGGACGCCUCGUCGACUCCAAGGCCAAGACCCGCAGUGCAGGCUGUGCCGCCUACAUGGCGCCUGAGAGAAUAGACCCUCCAGAUCCCACCAAACCUGACUACGACAUCCGAGCAGACGUGUGGAGCCUUGGCAUCUCUCUGGUGGAGCUGGCCACGGGACAGUUUCCUUACAAGAACUGUAAGACAGACUUUGAGGUUCUGACCAAAGUGCUGCAGGAAGAUCCUCCUCUGCUGCCUCUCAGCAUGGGCUUCUCCCUCGACUUCCAGUCCUUCGUCAAAGACUGCCUCACAAAGGAUCACAGAAAAAGGCCAAAAUACCACGGGCUGCUGGGGCAUAGCUUCAUCCGGCGUUACGAGGUGCUGGAGGUGGACGUGGCCGGUUGGUUCCAGACGGUGAUGGAUCGCACCGAGUCUCCUCGCAGCAGCCAGUGUUACAGCCAUCAGCACCAGCUCCACUCGCUCUUCAUUGCAGGGCCACAGCCAAAGCCUGCUAGAUGUGCAUACUUAAACCUUCCACGCCCCGUCACGCACCAAACCAAAUCACUGCUAGACACAGAGAACUGAGGACUGGCAACUAUAGAGAGAGGGAAUUGUUAAGUGCCAGAGAGAGAAAGAGAGACAGAGAUCCAGGGAUGUUGUCACGAUUGCAGAACAGAUGAAGCGAAAAUGAAGCGACAGGAAAACGAAAGGAGGGAACAGAGUGAGGCGAGAAGGAAGACAGACAGCGUUAAGAAAGUGGAAUGGGAAGUUAAAGAAAAGUCAGCGACAAACUGGAGUUGGAUGACAGGAAGUAAGUGUGUGUAUAAAAAAGAGACGAAGAGAGGAAGUCUCGCAGGACUGUCGAGCUCUGAGGCUAGCUGGUUAUUGUAAAAAGCUUUCAUGGUGUUUCACCAACAUACCAAUUAUGAUCUUAGCGAGUGAGUUAGCGUGUUGUGUUUAUGAUGUUUACUGUUCUGUUCAAACAAUGUUAUUUAUUUACAUUGCUACUGCUGCUACUUUUUUAUUGCUUUAGACGCUGCUGUCACUUCUUUUCCCCAAAGGACAAAUACUUUAUUCUUUUUUUCUUUUAAGCCAAAUAAGUGAAAUAAUGCAAUGUCAACACACGUAACCAAAUACAGAAGAGCAAGUCCGAAGAGGGCGAAAGCAAGUGAGAGAGGGUGAGAUGGAUUAGAAGAGAACGUGCAGGGAGGUCGGCUUCACAAAAAAGUACUAACAAAAACAUAAGCACACACCUCAAAUGUAGCUCUAUGUGUAAUUGAAGUAGUUAAUCAUCUAUAUCACGAUGUCACACUAAACUCUGUACAGCGUAGAUAUGAGUAGAGGGGAUGUCUGUCUGUCCAGAUGCUUGUUGUCACCUCCAUUUUUACUCGAUUACUUUACUCGAUCCAUCCCGUCCUUCCAUCUGUCCACAGGUCGCCUGCAAGCUUGACAACCUUGACAGUUCACACCAAAGGUGUCCACAACUCAACGAAAAUACGAAAGAGCGUUGUUGUUAUUGUUCUGACUAUUGUUAUUGACAUUAUAAUUGAUUACUCUCAGCUAUGAUAUAUAUGAAAUCUCUCUAUAGCUAGUGGGGGGUGGGGUUAGCGCUGUUGUAUAGCAGUGCCGUGUGUGCGUGUGUGUGUCAUAUACUGUACAGGGGGAGACUGUGAAACUAACGUAUGACAAUGGCCCAGCCACAAAACCAGCCGGCUCAUCCUUUUACUCUGAAUCAACUCACCAUGGGCCUGUAUCAGGAGGUAAACCUGGGCUACUUGGCUUCACUGAGCCCACUGAACAUUAGUGAUCCUGGAUUACUGGUAUCCGUUAGCUCUGGGUUUCUUGAUAGGAGACAGAGUUCUUAAUCACAAACAAAUUAAAUGUAAUGUCAUCAAAUUCAACUGCAAUGUCUUGUUGCUUAUCAAAAGUGAUAUACACACCUGUACAGACAUACCUGCAAUAAGCUUAUAUCGGCCAGUUUAUAGGUCUCUACUACGUUUCCCAUGAAAAUAACCUUGAUAAUGACGAUGGAGACAGGAGAUAUUGUACAACUAUUUUCACACUUUGAGUGGUGCUCCUCCUCGUGAUGAGUAAACUAAACUUCAUAUGUAAAAACUGUUCUUAAUAUGCAGCUUUAAUAUUCAUUCAUUAGGAUGUUAUAGCGUUUUAAACCCUGUAGACACAUGGUUGUAUAAAAACUUAAUUAUCAUGGAAGUCAAACUAAGUCAUCUUAUACAUGUGUCUCUGUUGCUUGUUACUUUAUUAUAAACUCUGUACUACAUGAUGGUGAAAUGUUGUUUCCAGUGAUCUGAUUGGUUAGUAGGCUAGAGCCUGCGUUAACUUAACCUACUCCGUUAGCCCUGCAGCGCCGGUUACCAUGGUGAUCAACCCCAGCUUAAAAGCGAAACAGCUUCAUGAUACCAGAAAACCUGCGUUAAGCCCAUGUUGCCUCGUGAUACAGGCCCUGCAUGAGCAGAUAUGACGGUGAGUCGAUGGACUCAGUCAGUUCAGACUUCAUCAAGUUUUAAUGACAUGAUUGAGCAUCCAACAGUGAACAGGGACUGUCGUUAGUUAUCUUUCUCUUGUAAACUAUCCAGAUGACAGGACACAGGGCUGAUAGUGACAGACCUGCCCAGCCUCCCUGCUAAUACUGUUGUUUAUAGACCUGAAUCUGGUGCUUAGCAUCCAGCAGCUGUAGCUGAGAUGUACUCAUUGGUGCGGUUUCAAAAAAAAAAAAAAACACUCUACGAGACGGGGCGACCCGCUCUCACUACUAACGUUCACUGUUCAAACUCUGUAUGUGUAAUCUGUGUCCAAACACAAAGCUGGACCCAGUCUCCCACUGUCGAGCAUCUCUGUUAUUAAGCUGUAUCUUACACACGCACACUCUCGCUCGACUGUGCUGGUUUGUGUGCAUUUCCAUCCAAACACCUGAUUGGGUGAUGGCGUCACACUUACAGCUCUGUGAAACCAAUCAGGUCCGGCCAGGUGUGCACCUGCUGAAUUAGGAAGAAUGAUGCUGUGUGUGUGUCUGUGUGUGUGAGCGUGUGUGUGUGUGUGUGUGAGAGGAAACAAAACAUCUGAUUACUAAUCUACACACACAUACACCAAAUGUAUAAAGUUAACCCAUUCUACACAGCAAUGCUUGCUACUGCCAAUAGUGGCUUUAUGUGUAUAUUAGCUUGUCUGGUGUGAGGCCAGAGGUGUAUAAAAACAGCUAGUUCAUAGCGAGUACCUGUGCUGUGCCUUUACACCGAGGGGGGAAGCGUGUGUGAGAGUGUGUGUGUGUGUGUGUCGUACACCCAUCUGUAAGUAAACCAAAUAUCAUUUUCACUAUGCAGUCAUUCAAACCAUGUCAGCUUGCUUCGAUAGGAAAACAAAGCCUCCUGUACAUACACAGGUUUACGGAUAAACUGGAGUUGGCGACAGUGUGUUUUUCUUUUUCGAGCCCCCCCUCCCAGUGUGAUUAACAUCACCGCCUUCAGCUAGUUCACAGAGACAAAGAGAGAGAGCAAGAGAUAUGUUUUGAAUGAGCUGACAAAUAUUUAAGGAUUGUAUUGGGGUCGGGGAGGGAUGUGGGUUAGACUGGGGUUUGUAGUUUUUGGGGGAGAUACAGAUCAAUGCUGUAAAGUAUAUCAAUUGCAUGUUAUUGUCACCGUUGUAACUGCCAUUGUUUUGUUUGUUUGUUGUUUUUGGUUUUGUUUUUCUUCCAAGACAACGGUCGGUUGGGGCGGGGAUGCACAAAACUUUAUCCUUAUUUAUGAUUUUUACACAUAUAGUCUGUAUUUUUGUUUUGUUUUUUGCAAAAAAAAAAUGUUGAAUUAUUGUGUACUUAGGAAAAGACACUUUUUCUUUUCGCCUUUGUUUCUUUUCUUUUCUUUUUUUUUUUUAAAUGUUCUCUGUAAACUUUGCAAUAUACUUUUUCACUUUGGACCCGUCACUAGUUGUCGAGGAGGAGCUGUAUCUUUAUUGGCAGACAGUGUUUGUUAGAAAAAAAUGUCCUGUUUUCCCCUCAUUUAUGUCUUUCUUUUCAGUUAGCUGUGUGUGUGAGCGGAGAGUGUGUGAUGUUUAUUCGUCUACCAAAAGUCUUUAUUGAUGGUGAUUAUUAUUAUUAGCUUUUAUUUUUGUCCAUUGUUUUUUUAAUUAUUAUUAUGAUUACUAUAAUUACGGUUAAUAUUAUUAUUAUUAAUAUUAUUAUGUUUGUUUUUAUUAUUAUUAUUAUUAUUUUUAUUAUUCAGGGCAAAGAUGACACCAAAUUGAACAAAGAAAUAAAUGGGUGAUCCCAGACAGUGCUGAGAGCUGGACAGUGUUGUCCGUCUUUCUAAAAGGUUUUCUUUCUGGCGAGGUGGAGCAAUCGUUUUCUUCUCACCGUUACGCUGUAGUGUCUGUCCACCUUAUUUAAACCGCCACAUAAAGAUAACCUCUGAACUGAAAGUCUAAUAGUAUUUUUUUAUUAUUAUUAUAUAUUGUUUUUCCUUUGAUCAGAUAUCAUGAUCGAUUUAUUUCUUGUUACCCCAGUUUGGGUCAUAAAUUGUGUGCUGUUAUUUAAUUUUUUCCCCCCUCUCAUCCCUGCCCACUGCUUUUGGAUUUUAUUUUUUAUUCUAUUUUAUGGUUAUUAUCUUUUAUUAUUUCUGGUUUGUCUGAUGCUGUAUUAGUGAGCUGAUUGGUCAAAUACCAGAGCUUUUUUUUUUUCUCUCUCUCUCUAAUGCUGAGACUGUCGUGACUGAUGUUGCACUUGUGAUGGGUUUCAUUUUGUUUUGUUUUUUUGUUUUGUUUUGUGUUGCAGAUUGUUGUGCAGAGAGGAGAAUAUUGGGUGUUUUCCUUAUUUUUCUUUUAAGUCACAGCAGUUAUUUUAUCAAUCAUAGAUCUGUGACACAGAGCAAGAAAAAUGAUUCUACAGUGUAUUUUUUUCACUGAUAUUUAUUUAUUGGUCAUUUGUAUGUUUUCUUUUUUUGUUUGUUUGUUUUUUAUUGUGUAUUGCUUUUUUGUGGAGGGCAAACAGGACUCAAGGUAGAGGAGUAAUCUCUCAUUGGCAUUUUUAUCGUGUACAGAAAAAUCUAAAUAUUGUAUUCAACCAUCACACUAACGUCCAGUCUAUAAAGUAACAGAUUAAAAUAGAAACCUACAGCACAGCGAAGUGCAACGUUCUGCCUUUACUGUGGCUGUCCGACAUACUGACAUCCAUUAUUUUGUUUACUGUUUACCCUCUCAGAAGGCCCCAACAAACAAACAAACAUGGGUUAAAGCUGAGUAGCCACAGCAUGGUGUAUUUGAACUCUAGUGCUUUGCUAAUAACUCACAGUUAAAGCUUGUAUUGUUUGAAACUUGGAUGGUUUUUAUCAGUAAGUACCGAAUGCCAGCAACAAAGCAGACUAGAUUUUUAUUUUUAUUUUUGUUUUUAAGUUUUAGGCAUUUCAGAUGAUGAUAACUACUAUGAUAGUGGACUGAGUGGCUUGUUAUUAAUCUGCACUCCCUGUUAGUGAGGUGGGACACGCCUGCUUUGAAAUAUCAUUGAGGUUUGUUGCUUGGUUUUUCUAAAUGCAGUUCUAAGUCUAGAUUGCAUGACUUUGCUAGUUUGCAGGGUGGGGGGAGGAUUGACUUCAGUCACCGCUGUUGCAGUUCAAAGGCUUCUUGUAUGUACGACACCAUGGAUUUAUUGUCUUGACAGUUGUAUCAAUCGACACAGCUUUACUGCCCGUUUCUUUCUCUCUCUUUUUUUUAUUUUUUAUUUGUUUGUUUGUUUGGCUGUAUUUUAUCCCCCCCCUUCCCCUUCCCCCGAGUCUCAUUUCAAACAGAAUAAAUGCCAUUAUAUUGUGAAUACCUCAGGAUUUUUUUGGAGAAAAAAAAUAAUAAAACACUUAAAAAUCAAAUAAAUAAAUAAAAAAACCUCAUAAAAA
Messenger RNA from Larimichthys crocea (large yellow croaker), 6802 nucleotides. It is a transcript of the gene map2k7, whose product is annotated as mitogen-activated protein kinase kinase 7. Gene Ontology annotation, molecular function: ATP binding; protein kinase activity. Gene Ontology annotation, biological process: protein phosphorylation. Lineage: Eukaryota; Metazoa; Chordata; Actinopteri; Sciaenidae. The record is from RefSeq and is a predicted model, not a curated record. Bases 81 to 1490 code for a protein of 469 amino acids. The transcript is spliced from 13 exons.